UAAGAACCCAGCUCCAGUUACGGACAGCUUUUUUCGCGUCCCAAGGGUGUCUGCUUAAUACAAGAACUCCCACUGUAUUCGUAAAAAUACUGGAAGUGAAAAUGCGCUCCUGUUAUGCUUGCAUUACACUUGUUUGGUUUAGCAGAAUAUUUCUUCGCCCUCCAAAACAAGUGACACAAGGAACACAAGGCAGCCAAAGACAAAUGGCCUUGAUACCUAAUUCCUUGAUAUCUGAUCCAUUCUCGUCCCCAGUGCAACACAUCUUUUGCGCCCUCUGCGCAUGGCAACUCCUUCCCGCCAAUUUGUGGCGCCAUAUUGAAAAUUGGUUUCCCCGGCGGAAGAACGACAGAAAACAUGCCCGUCCACUUCAGAGCCGUGGACAAUGCCGUCGAGACAGUCAAGAAAGUGAAAGAAUACGUGAACAAUGGCUUUGGCGUAACUUUAGAUGUAGCUUUAGAUUUAGAAGAAGUUUGCAAGGAAAGCGAGCGAGUGAAGGAGUUGGAAGAUACCAUGCUUCAGUAUGUUGAAAUGGAACGAGAAAUGGACCAUUGGGUUAAAGCUGCUGAACUUGCCAAGGCAGAAUUUAAUCGACAAUACGAUGCGUCAAGUGAUAAUAUCCCUAAAAUUGAGGAGAUCUUUCAGAGGAAGUUAACAGAAGUAAGUGGAAAGGAUUAUGAGUUGAAUUCCCACCCAAAGGUGAAAGAAUUCAGAGAAAAGGUGUGGAAUAUCCAUCAUCAAGGACAGCCAAUGCCAACUGCUGAGACACAACAAGGGCUGGAGGAUGAAGAUAUUAUAAUGUCUCAGGUACCAGCAGAACAAACCAAAUGCCCACUGACUCUGAGGGAGAUGAUCAAACCCAUGAAGAGUAAAAUCUGCGGUCAUAAUUACGAUCAUGAUGCCAUUAUGCAACACAUCAGCCGAGGACGAGGACGAGCUAAGUGCCCAGUUUGCGGGCAGCUACUUACCAAAACCGAUCUUGAGCACAACACAGUGUUGGAGCAUUCCAUUAAGAGAAAAAACAGAAGAAAAUAAAAAGUGUAAUGUCAGCAAUUGAUUAAUUUAGACAAGUACAAACAUGUUUGCGUUAUAUUUUGAAAUAACUGUUCAGAUAAUAGAAAAGUAUCGAAAAUUUAAAAUUUAUAUAGUUUAAAGUGCUUUUUGGUCCAAGAAGAGAUUGUUCUGGUUGUAAUAAAUUUAUAUAUUUUUUAUAGUA
This is a messenger RNA of Orbicella faveolata, 1213 nucleotides long. Its product is annotated as E3 SUMO-protein ligase NSE2-like. NCBI's taxonomy places the organism in Eukaryota, Metazoa, Cnidaria, Anthozoa, Scleractinia, Merulinidae. The record is from RefSeq and is a predicted model, not a curated record. Gene Ontology annotation, cellular component: nucleus; Smc5-Smc6 complex. Gene Ontology annotation, molecular function: zinc ion binding; SUMO ligase activity. Gene Ontology annotation, biological process: double-strand break repair via homologous recombination; protein sumoylation.